Messenger RNA from Dermatophagoides farinae (American house dust mite), 1398 nucleotides. It is a transcript of the gene Rho1, whose product is annotated as ras-like GTP-binding protein Rho1. Lineage: Eukaryota; Metazoa; Arthropoda; Arachnida; Sarcoptiformes; Pyroglyphidae. Gene Ontology annotation, molecular function: GTP binding; GTPase activity. The record is from RefSeq and is a predicted model, not a curated record. Gene Ontology annotation, biological process: small GTPase-mediated signal transduction.
UGAUGCUGAUGAUGUUGAUGAUGAUGAUGAUGAUGAUGAUGAUUAUUGCCAUUAAAUUAUUUUUUCACUGAAAUUCCCACCAGCAUUCGAUCAAUCAUAUAAAAAUUUCGAAUCAUCAUCUGCUUAUAUAUUUAUUCUUAAAAAGAAUUAUCUAUAAUUUUAAAGAAAAAAAAAUAGAAUAAAAAUUCCAACAAUCAAACGAUGGCAUCGAUACGAAAAAAACUUGUUAUUGUUGGUGAUGGUGCUUGCGGUAAAACAUGUCUAUUGAUUGUAUUUAGUAAAGAUCAAUUUCCCGAAUUUUAUGUGCCCACUGUUUUCGAAAAUUAUGUUGCCGAUAUUGAAGUGGACGGUAAACAGGUUGAAUUGGCUCUUUGGGAUACAGCCGGUCAAGAAGAUUAUGAUCGUUUACGACCAUUAUCUUAUCCAGAUACCGAUGUCAUUUUAAUGUGUUUCAGUAUCGAUAGUCCUGAUUCACUUGAAAAUAUUCCAGAGAAAUGGUCACCAGAAGUACGACAUUUUUGUCCCAAUGUACCCGUUAUUCUUGUUGGUAAUAAAAAGGAUUUACGAAAUGAUUAUACUCUUAAAUCAAAAAUCAAGACAGUGUCAACCGAAGAAGGUAAAGCAAUGGCUGAAAAGAUAAAUGCUUUUGGUUAUCUUGAAUGUAGUGCCAAGACCAAAGAUGGUGUACGCGAAGUAUUCGAAGUAGCAACACGUGCAGCUCUACAAUCGAAAAAAAGACGUAGAAAGAAAUGUACAAUCUUGUAAAACACAGAGAGUGAGAGUUGCUCAACAUCAACCGCCAUACACAAAACAGCAACGGUAAAAAACCACCACCACCACCAUCAUCCCCAAUUCUUGGAUUCUUUUUAAACGGUAUUCCUGCAAACAACAAUCUACCAAAAUCACACAUCACAAUUUAUGAUGAUAUAUGUUCAUGAUCUUGACAACAAAUAAUACAGCGAAUCUUUGCCUACCACCUAUCUUUCUCUCUCUCUUUCUACCCAGCUGUUUUGGUUAUCUUUUUGUAACAAACACACACACACAAAAUAUUUAUAUGAUUGAUUGCUUUGCAUAGCAUUGGCGAAAUGUUGAUUGAUUUUGAUUUGAUUUGAUGAUUUUUUUAAAAAAAUUUGAAUUUUAAACACGUACACACACACAUAUGAUAAUCCCUUUUUCCUUUUCCUCUUUUUCAAUUUGAUAAUGUGGUAUCCCGAUUUUUUUUUCUUUGGAAAAUGGUCAUCAUUUGUUUGUUGCUUAAAUCUUUUUAUCCCAAAACAGACACACAUACACACACACACAAAUUUUACCCUACAAAUACCUGUUGUGUUAAACAUAACUUGAUUCUUAAAAUGUUGAAACUUUUUUCUCUUGAAAUUGAAACCAUAACAACAACAACAA